CCCCCCCGUCGGCCGUGGGACGCUCCACAGGAGGCGGGCCGCGCGCCGGGCAGCCUAUGGGAAAGCCUCGCUGGGGGAACUUCCGGCUUCUUCUCAGUGAGCGGCAGUUCUCCGUCGCGGGUGCUGUGGGGAGAGCCUGAAGAUGAGCAUGCCGGUAACGACCUCGACGUAUGUCCGCUGUCUUCGGUAUGGACUGAUGAGGCAGCUGGCAGAUUUCAUCGAUCCGCAAGAAGGAUGGAAGAAGUUGGCAGUGGAUAUAACCAACCCUUCUGGCGAAAGCAGAUACAACCAAAUGCAUAUAAGGAGAUUUGAGGCAUUUGUACAAAUGGGAAAGAGCCCCACCUGUGAAUUACUCUAUGACUGGGGAACAACAAACUGUACAGUUGGUGAUCUUGUGGAUCUGCUGAUUAGGAAUCAGUUCCUAGCACCAGCAAACCUUUUGCUUCCAGAAGCUGUAAGGAUGGCAGAAGAAGUUACAUUACCUCUUUCUUCACAGGAAACCUUGUCUAUACAUGAGAAACAACUGCCUGUACAGGAAAAACAAGUGGCAUCUGUAAUGCCAGUUUUAGCUCAGGAUACUGAGAAGCAACUUUCAGCUCCUUCCUACUUAAGUCAAGAGAAUAGCAGUUCACAAUCUAGUAACUCAGAUCUCCGCAGUUUUUGGUUUCAUGACUUGGAAAGUGUUACAAAUAAUUUUGAUGCACGACCAGAAUCAGCUGGAGGUAAUAAACUGGGAGAAGGUGGCUUUGGAGUUGUGUUCAAAGGCUACAUCAAUGGCAGAAAUGUGGCUGUCAAGAAACUUGUUGCUAUGGUUGAUGUUAGUGUUCAAGAUCUGAAACAGCAAUUUGAUCAAGAAAUAAAACUGAUGGCAAAGUGUCAGCAUGAGAAUCUAGUAGAACUGCUGGGUUUUUCAAGUGAUGGUGCUCAGCCAUGUCUGGUUUAUGAAUACAUGCCCAAUGGUUCAUUGCUGGACAGACUGGCCUGUCUGGAUGGCACUCCACCAAUUCCUUGGAAUACAAGGUGUAAAAUUGCUCAAGGUACAGCAAAUGGCAUCAACUUUUUGCAUGAAAAUAAUCAUAUUCACCGAGAUAUUAAAAGUGCAAAUAUCUUACUAACUGAUACUUACAUGCCCAAAAUUUCUGACUUUGGACUUGCAAGAGCAUCUGUAACAUUCACACGAACCAUCAUGACCGACAGAAUUGUUGGAACUGCAGCCUAUAUGGCACCUGAAGCUCUGCGGGGAGAAAUAACACCUAAGUCUGAUAUCUUCAGUUUUGGAGUUGUCUUACUAGAAAUAAUAACGGGUCUUCCACCAGUAGAUGAAAACCGGGAGCCACAGUUACUGUUAAGUAUCAAAGAUGAAAUUGAAGACGAGGAAGCAACUAUUGAGGAUUAUGUUGAUGAAAAGAUGAGUGACUGGGAUGCUACUUCAGUUGACAAAGUGUAUUCAAUUGCUAAUCAGUGUCUGAAUGAAAAAAAAAAUAGGAGGCCAGACAUUAAGAUGGUCCAGCAGCAUCUACAGGAGAUAGCAACUUGAAGUGUGUCUUCUGAUACACAAACGUUUUCUGAGUGGAGUAGAGACCAGUAGCAAAUACAGACUUUCAUUAGUAUUUAGUGUGACAUUAUCAGCUUGUCUGCUUUCCAGACUUUCCUGGUCUGCACGUAAGGUGUGCUGUUGGCCUGUCACCAUUGUGCUAUUUUUAUUAACAGAUUAGCUUUUUCACAUGUCCUUGGCCAGUGCAAUUAACAAAUUGCAUUCCUGGUACAUCUUCUCCACAGCUUUUUAAAUGCAUUUCUGUAUUAGAAUCUGUUUGUCUUUAGAUCUCCAAGUAUCAAGUAUAUCUUCUGCAAAGGCAUAUAACAAUAAGAGGCUAGGUUGCUUUUCUUCAAAUCACUUUCUUGUGCAGAUGGACUAGACUUUUUUUUUUACUGGAGACAAAAACAUUUAAUUGAUGUUAAUGGCACUUACAUUCCUUUUUUGUGAGAAGACAAUACUAGUACCCAUUUAAAACAAACUUCUUUUGUUUAAAAUUUUAACUUGCAAAUCUACAUUAAUGUGAAUGGACAGUAUUUGUGACUGUGACAAGUGUCUGGAUUCAGACUUUAUUUUUUAAAAAGUCUUCACAGGAUUUGUUUUAUUCAGAUAGAUAAAUGCUGCAAAGCAAAACAUGUUCUUUGGUUUAGAUGUUUUACAAGCAAAAUAAUUAUAUUGCAAUGCAAAUAUAAAACUAGAUAUGGUUUUCUUCCAAUAUACACUGUAUAAUGACAAACAAUUUAAUAUUUGUUCAUAAACUCACUUGUUUAGGAGGAAGACUCUUAAUUACUUUUAAUAUUCUUUUUAUGCUUCAGUAUAUUUAUAAUAUACUAUAGUAUAUUAUAAAUACAGAUGGUUUCUUAUAUUACAGGGGUCAGUAUAAUACCAUUGCAAUUAUGCAUUCUCCUUAGUCAAGUAAUUAAGUGCUUAUCUUAAAAAAAAAAAAAAAAAAAAAAAAAAAAAAAAAAAGUAUUUAUAUAACAGCAUGGAACGUUUUGUAAGAGAGAAACUUUGACAGAUGAAAGCAGACUAAAACAGGAAUCGAGAGUGAAUAGUAAAAUUCCAUAUACUUUGGACUAAGUAGGUAUGAAAUGCUACUUUUGUAAAUACAGAUGUUACUUUCAUGUAAAUCUUUUUUGCACCUCAUGAAUGUUUUUUUCUUGACAGCUUAGGGGUGGGAGAAUAGUCUUGUUUGAAACCCAUGAUUAUCAAAGAACAAAGGAAACUGAAAAAUGAGACUUGAUCUGACUACAUUCAGGGAUGUAUACAUUUUUGUAGAAAGCAUGUGAUUUCUAACAUUUCUAUUUAUAUCAUUAGGACUGUACCUGGCUAUUAACUCAUUAUUAACUCUAAAAAAGGUAUCGACCUGUACAACUUUAGUUUUAUAAAACACAAAUUUGGAAAAGCUGUUAACACAAAACCUGGCAUUAUUGUUGCUGAUAUUUAUUUCUGGUAAUAAAAUUUUGGCAUUGGAAA
Dromaius novaehollandiae (emu) is the source of this 3010-nucleotide messenger RNA. RefSeq names its product interleukin 1 receptor associated kinase 4 (gene IRAK4). The transcript is spliced from 12 exons. NCBI's taxonomy places the organism in Eukaryota, Metazoa, Chordata, Aves, Casuariiformes, Dromaiidae. The coding region runs from base 143 to 1537 and encodes 464 amino acids. Gene Ontology annotation, biological process: protein phosphorylation; signal transduction. The record is from RefSeq and is a predicted model, not a curated record. Gene Ontology annotation, molecular function: magnesium ion binding; protein serine/threonine kinase activity; ATP binding.